GUGUCUUUUGAUGAAUACGGACGGAGAUUAUCGAUGACGAGCAGUAAGCAAACCAGAAAGGGGAUAUCGACUUCUUCAACAACGACAAAUUAAAAGUUUGUCAUCUAGAAAACAGAACAAAGGUGAAUAAAAAACCGAGAAGGAUCACUCUAUUCUGAUAACAAAGGGUUUGAGGUAAUACAAAACAGUAUCCGAAAAACAAUCACUUUGGAAAUCCUCGCGUAAGUCAAACGUUUACGAGAUGCAAAUUUUCAAGCGUUUUAACGACGCUGUUUGUAAACAAGUGCAGACGAUAAGUAUACAUGUAAAUGAGAUGCUGUGUUUACGAGACUACCACGGGAGGUUCCAGGGGGUGCAGUCAAGAAAUUCCAAUCGAGGCACACAUUUUCAAAACCAAAUACCGGUAACUUUUAAUGGCUAUAAUUAUUUUCAAACAUUGCCGUCCGAACCUGCUGAUGAGGAAGAUGUAACAUUAUGCGUGGAAACCGAGACGGAGUGGAAAGAAGAGCGGCGCAUUGUGGAGCUGGGGUAUCUUGCAAAACAACUGUUUUGUCACUUAUGCAAAACCCCACUUCAUUUAAUAGACACUGUGCGUGAAAGAAGAUAUGGCCUAGGCUCCGUACUUCACGUAAAGUGCACCAACUGCAGCGCCGUAUGCCCCGUCGAGACAGGGAAUAGAGUACCUACUGGAGCCUUCGACAUAAACACCAAAGCUGCUCUCGGAAUGAUUCAUGUAGGCAUGGACCCAACACAUCUUGUGAAUUUUCUGGGGCAAUGCAACAUUCCUCCACCCUCAGAACCAUCCAUAAGAAAGCAUGCAGCAAAAGUAGGAAAGGCUAUCACAGAUGUGGCUUUUGAAUCAAGCAGAGCAGCUCAGAUUGAGGAAAAGCAAACAUCAGAUACAGUUGUCAUGCCACAGCGGAAUAAAUGUCCAGUUUGUAGUGAAGAUUUUUCAAGUUGGAGCUUCUUACACCAUUAUGCAACCUGUUUUGACCAAAAUACAAAUUCAUGGUUAGACCAUGACUUGGAAGCAGAUAAAACAACUGAAAGACAAGAUCUGGGACAGAUAUUCAUGAACAUUCACGAAGUUGAAAUAGAUUGUACAAGAGACUCCACAACAACAUCGUAUACAGACGGUAAUUACAGGGAUAAGGCACGUCCGAAUAUGAAAAACACCAAUGGCUACCUAAACGACUUAGUAAAGGAUAAGGUUCCUGCAGCACAACCUGUUUUUUUACCAGCACCCCCUCCACCAGUUGCACCUAUGUGAACUGGAAAGAACUACGGAAGCGUAUAAGUGCUACAUUCGCACUUCACAUUUUCUUUUUGAUUUUCUACACUUUAAUCUGCAAAUUUGCACUUUAAAGUGUAACAAUAGACUUUUGUAUGCAAAAUUUGCACUUUAAAACUAAUUCAUACUUUAGUUUGUAAAUUUUACACUUUAAUCUGUUAAAUUCACACUUAAAUCUGUACAAUUUACGCUUCAAUCUGCAAAAGAAUUACAUUUUAUCUAUAAAACACUUUACUCUGUAAAUUUUACACAUUAAAGUAUAUAUAGGUAAUAGGGAGUUUUUAUCAUUUGUGAUAAUUUUAUUGAAGUAUUAAGCCCUGAUGUUAUUGAAUUUGUGAAUAUUUUAAUCUAUGCCUUAAAUACAGUGACAUCAUUAAACAAAAAAUAUAUUUUAUUAUCAAAACAAUAAAUACAUUGUAUGUUGAUUCACCCUUCAUUCAAAGAAUAAACAUAAUGUUUCAUUUUGUCUUAACCUCGAUUCAGUACAAGUACUUUCAGUACUUUGAUCUGUGUACACAUAUAAAUUAAAAUACGGCUUUAAACUACUAAAAAAUGGCGUCUGAUAUACGUUUAACAGGCUUGAAAACUGUGUAUUUGCAUAUAUUUGAGUAAACAAAUAGUCCCAAAACAUUUUUACAGAUAAUUUUACAUUGUAUGUGGUGACCGCCAAAUAAAUAAGUGACAUUUCCUAUAACGACCGCCACUUAUUUAUCUGGCGGUCGCCAGAUAAGCGGUCACCUUAUUAUUUGGCGGGAGAUUCAGAUUCAAAUAAUUUUAUGACUUUCGCCACUUAUUUACCUGGCGGCCGUAACAUAGUUAUAAAAGCAGUCUCCAGAUAAGCGGCAACCACCGCCUAAUUAUAUGGCUGUCCCUAGAUAAUAAUUUCGUACAUUCAUUCAUUCAUUCAUUCAUUCAUUCAUUCAUUCAUUCAUUCAUUUAUUCUUUAUUUCCUUGACCUUUAAAGCUCAUCAGAUUAUACAAAUUAAUACUAAAGAAAAUAAUAAACAACAGAAGUGGAUGUUGUACAGAUAAAUAGGUCAUGGCCGCCAGAUAUUUUUUUGCGGCCGUCUGAUGAAAUAUAUUUUCCACUUGUCUAUAUCCGGCUCCCAUAAUUUACGCCCUUAUUUAACUUUUAUUGAAUAUUUCUCAAAGUUUUAUUGUUAAAUAUGAAAGCGUUUAUGAGAAAACUGCUUAACAUCAGCUAAAAAAAAAUAAACUUGGAUGCGUUUGACGAACGGAAGCCAUCUUCUAAGCCCUGCAAUCACAGCUAUUUUUAUUCUCUAUCUAAUCUGCAGAUUUGAAGAAAAACGAUGGAAAAACCUAAUUAAAGUCAUGACAAUUUAUAACAUAAUCAUAUUGAAACAAAUAUUUUCUACAGAGAGAGAUUAAAGUUUAUAACAUAUUAAAACUAUUACUUUUUUAGUUUCUGAUUUAAAAAGAUGAGUGAAACGGCCUGUUUUAUUAAAAACGCUUGGCGUUGAACAUUUCCAUGUGACACUAAAACAUCUAGUCUAAAAGUAUUUAUUCAUUUUCGAUUCACUUUAUGGAAAAUUAAAUACUGGUAAUGAAAACAAGUUGUCGAUUGCAAUGUUUAUUAUUCAAGCAUUAUCAAUGAAAUGCAAAACAUUUAAUUAGGACAGCCAUGUGGUGUUCAUGCAGUAUUUUACGGAUUAAUGUUUAGUUUUUACAGAUAAAUGUUUAAAAUUUUCAAAUCAAAAAUGUAAAUUUUACAGAUUAAAAGGCAUUUAACACUUAAAAGCGUGACAUUUACACUUCAAAGUGUACUUUUUACAUAUUAAAGUGCGGAUUUUACACUUUAAAAUCUGAAUUUUACAUAUAAGAGUGUAAAUUUCAAAUAUUAAAAUAUGUAUUUUACACUUUAAAUUGUUAUUUCAACUAAUUAAAGUGUGAGAUCUUUACAGUGAUUUACACAGAUUAAAGUGAAUUUUAGAGAAUAA
Messenger RNA from Magallana angulata, 3249 nucleotides. RefSeq lists its product as uncharacterized. Bases 242 to 1270 code for a protein of 342 amino acids. The record is from RefSeq and is a predicted model, not a curated record. NCBI's taxonomy places the organism in Eukaryota, Metazoa, Mollusca, Bivalvia, Ostreida, Ostreidae. The transcript is spliced from 7 exons.